AUGUUUGAGGACGUGGCGGUGUACUUUUCACCAGCGGAGUGGGCAGACCUGGCAGAGUGGCAGAAGGACCUCUACCAAGCCGUGAUGGUUGAAAACUACGAGGUGGUGGCUUCACUGGGGCAUCUGGCCACAAAGCCCGAACUGAUCUGCAAAAUAGAGCAUGAAGAGCAGCCGUGUGUGGCUGCGCCGCUGGAAUCCCCCGAGUGGAGGAGGCCCCAGAGCCCCUGGUUGGCAGGAGACGGGAUCCGGGUAGCCGAAGAGGAGGAGGGCGAAGAGGGGAGCCUGGUCCAGCAGUGCCUCCCCCAGCGCAAAAGACAGAGAAAGACCCCGCUGCCCCGAGCGGAGAAGCCAGGGAGGCAGGCGAGACCCGCGGCCCCCAAGGCCCAAGGCGGGGGUCUCCCCCGGGUGACGCUGAAGAUGAACCCACCCAAGUGCCCCGAGUGCGGCAAGAGCUUCCUGAGCAACGUGGCCAUGACCAUCCACAUCCGGACCCACACCGGGGAGCGCCCCUUCAAGUGCCACCUCUGCCCCAAGGGCUUCCCCUCCCGGGGGGACCUCAAGCGCCACAUCAAGACCCACCUGCGCAGGAAGGACCCUCCCAACCCGAGCUCCCUCCCCAAGACCAGGAAGUGUCUCACCGCAAAGCUGCAGCUGCUGCGCCAACUGGGGGUGAGCCCGGGGCCGAAGAAGCCCCACGGCUGCGCCCAGUGCGGGAAGAGCUUCAACAAGAAGCAGGACCUGCGCAAGCACCAGGGGACCCACUCAGCGGAGCGGCCCUUCACCUGCCUGGAGUGCGGGCGCAGCUUCCGGCUGAAGCAGAUCCUGGUGGCCCACAUGAAGGUGCACGUCGGGGAGCGGCCCUUCGCCUGCCAGCAGUGCGGGAAGCGCUUCAGCCAGAAGCACCACGUGGAGAGCCACCAGCGGGUGCACACGGGGGAGAAGCCCUUCUCGUGCACCACGUGCGGGAAGCGCUACGCCCAGAAGCAGCCCCUGAUCAGCCACCUGCGCGUGCACACCGGCGAGCGGCCCUACGGCUGUGCUGACUGUGGGAAGUCCUUCCGGAACCAGGCCACGCUGACCAUCCACCACCGCAUGCACACGGGCGAGCGCCCCUACCGCUGCCUCCUGUGCAGCAAGACCUGCAGCCAGCUGCAGCACCUCAAGAGCCACCAGCGGGUGCACCGCGGGGAGCAGCACCUGCUUGCAGCCGGGGACAGCAAGGCCCUCGCCCUCAAGAGGGCCCGCGAGAUGGAGGAGAAGCCGUACCAGUGCCCCAGGUGCGAGAAGCGCUUCCGGGACGAGGAGAUCAUGCAGGCCCACCUCAGGACCCACGAGGAGCGGAAGGGGCUCAGGUGCGGGGCGAGCCCCAAGCCGGAUCCACCGCUUCCCGUCCAGCCAAAAAGGCCCCCGCCGGAAUCCGACUCUGUCGGCAAAGGGGCAGGAGCAAAGGGGCAGGCGGCCCCUGCCCUCGCCCGCUCUGGCGCACCGGCUGGAAAGAGAGCAUUCGCGUGCGCUGAGUGCAGCAGGAGGUUUUCGCAGGCCAAGUACCUCACCUUGCAUCGGAGGAGCCAUAGAUGAGGAGGCCGCUUCCGCACUGAAGGAGAACCGGGAUCGGAACCCUCCGUCGGGCUCAAGCGCAGGCGGGCCCUCGGGGGCCACCACAGCUGUCCUCUGACCAUGGGAGGGAGAAAGUGUGGAGGGGCAGAAGGAGAAGGCAGGAAGGGCCUUGCUUUUGCGCAAUCUGAAGAAAUCAGACUGUCCCGAGGGCAUUUCUCGUUGUUCCACCCCUUUAUGGCCAGGCCAGGACGCAGCGAGGGAGAACUUCCAGUCCUCAAAAAAAGAAAAACCCGUUUCAGUCCGGCAGCACUGGCGGCCCCUGCCAAGAGCGAAGGGCUGCGGGGUGUAAAGCCAGGUUCUGUCCCUGAGUCACAGCCCUUGCCAGGUUCAGAGGCAGGAGAGCCCGAGGCCAGGUCGGGCCAGCACCCAGGAAGCUCACCAGCCAGGAGGUGGCCCAGCAGGUGCCAUUGGCGGGAUCCUGAUCGUGAAAGGCCAUCAAGACCGGGAGCCCUGGAUAGCACGGCUCUCUAUCAGUUUGUCCCUUCCUUUGAAGCAGCGUUUCUCAACCUUGGCCCCUUUAAGAUCUGCGGACUUCAACUCCCAGAAUUCCCCAGCCAGCAUUGAAUUUUGGGAGUUGGAGUCCACAAAUCCUAAAGCGGCUAGGGUUGAGAAACCCUCAUUUAAACCAUCUGAGCUGAUGCACAUCGUGAUCUCAGCAGAUUACGCUGCAUCGGGCAGGGAAACCGCGGUGGAGUCUGAUCCCUGGGUCCCUUCCAGCUCUACGACACGUCCUUCAUGCCAUGCAUGACUGUGUAUACCCCUCUCGUCACAGAAUUUGCAAGGGGGGGAAAUCCCUCGCUCAGGGCCUGGUAAUGUUCUGUCAGCUGCUGCAUUGCGGAAACAUGGGGCUGACUUGAAUCCGAGGCAAUCUGACCAAAUCAGUAUUUCCUGCCUAUUAUGUAUGAACGAUAGCUGGAUUUUAUAGGUGUUCUUUGCUCACAAUGCUCUGGAUGGUGGUUGGGUUGGGGCUACUAUGAGAAAUGAGUGUGGAGCUUCCCAGUUAAGGUUUGCAAACACGGAAGGCAAAUGGCAAAGAUCUGUUUGAUAUUGGGGGGGGGGGAAGAGCUCAGAGACAAUGAAUUUCAUUGUGUUUGGAGCCAAUCUUUUGCUGACUUGCCUUGAACAAAAAAGCAGCUAUGCCGGUAAUUGAAAAUGAUUGUAAUACGAUAAAAACAUGGAAUGGUUCCUGUCUCAUUGUCAGAUCGUAGCAUGAAACAGAAGGUC
Messenger RNA from Python bivittatus (Burmese python), 2841 nucleotides. NCBI's taxonomy places the organism in Eukaryota, Metazoa, Chordata, Lepidosauria, Squamata, Pythonidae. The record is from RefSeq and is a predicted model, not a curated record.